Messenger RNA from Postia placenta MAD-698-R-SB12, 1834 nucleotides. RefSeq lists its product as hypothetical. Gene Ontology annotation, cellular component: Golgi apparatus. The transcript is spliced from 7 exons. The coding region runs from base 92 to 1435 and encodes 447 amino acids. The record is from RefSeq and is a predicted model, not a curated record. NCBI's taxonomy places the organism in Eukaryota, Fungi, Basidiomycota, Agaricomycetes, Polyporales, Adustoporiaceae.
CGCCAUCCUCCCCGACGGCUAACCUGGCUUAUCUCCCCUGAGCUCGCAGGUCGACCCCCACAGCACCCUCGAUUCAUUCACUCCUUUCAUAAUGUCAACGCUCGCAGCCGCACCCACCACUCUUUCCCCUGAACCCUCACAAUCCCGCUCACGCGCCGCAGGGGACGACAGGGCCCCCUACGACGACCUCAUCGACCAGUAUGCGACCUCCUACACAGCCCACCAUACUGACCCUCCGCCCUUCGAUGACGGUCACAGCGACCGUGACCCUCCACUCUACCCCCUCUCCCAACACCAGUCGAACUACAGCGAGAUCUCUUUCAAGGACGUCAAGGGACUCGAAGAACACACAACACAAAGACUAGACUGGGAGUACCCUCCACCGAAGACAAUGCCGGACACCAAGGUGGAGAAGGAGUCUAGGACCAGUUGUUGGGAGAUUGUGCGCGCAGCAUUCAUACCAGAUUCCAUCGCGUGUCGAUUGUACCUCUUGACCAUCACGGUCGAGACAGCUAUCGACCUUGCUAUCGAGGCGGAGCUCUUUGUUCGGCUACAGGAUGUGCAGAGCACGUCUGCAAGUAGCGGCGAUGACCCAGAAUCGAGGAAGAUGCCCGUUUACCUGAGUAUAUUCGCCAUGGCCCAUCUCUUCCAGUUCGCAAUGGCGUUGGACGCCGUAUACAACCGCAACACUUUGCAGUUCAUCGCAUUGACCAUUUUCAACGCGCUUUUCCUCGUCUACGCCAUCAUUCAGAUUGGCGAGAUUGGGAGCCCGUCUUCAAGUUCUGGCAUACCCAUUCAUGUCCUCACGACCGUCAUCCCUAUCGUCAUUUCCGUCGCCGAACUGGCCUACAUUGGCUUAGGCUGGAAGAUCUAUAACGAAUUUGGCUGGAAAGUAUACAAGUACCUCGGUGCCGAUCGCCGGAUCAAGUCGAUGUAUGCUUACUACCAGAUUUUCCUCUGUCUGGUGAAGUUCGACCUGUUCUUCUGGUGCGGCUUCUCCGUCCAGUUCAUCUGGCUGGUCCUGAGUGAACACAAUGCGGAGUACUACCUGACUUGCUUGGCCUUUCCAUUGUCGAUUCUGGUACUCGUUGUCGGUCACUUUGCGGCUCGUCAUGAGAAGAAGUGGGCAAUGUUCGCUUUCAUGACGGGUUGUGCCGGAGCAAUGGUCUAUUUCAUGUACAAGCUCGUCGAAGUAGUGCGGCGGCAUGGCACAGCCACGUUCGUUGACGUCUGGAAGAGUUUGACAAUAUUCUCCGUUUUUGCGAUCGUCUUGCUGCUGACAACAUUCGUCUUUGCAUGCAUGGUGACAAACAACUUCGGACGAGGGUUGAAGAAUCAAAUGGCAAAGAACCAGAAUAUGGCGCGACGCGGCAAAUCCCAGGACAUCUACCGAGGUCCCAUGAGUACGCAUCCAAACCGGAUGAGUAUCGAGUAAGGGAAGCCAGGCAUGGCCCCUACGGACUUGUAUCGAUGUCGUGUAUACUUCACUGUCAUUAGCACUAGCGAGUGCUCCUCGCGGACAUUGCCACCCGAUCGCCUUCGUACUUACACACCACUGCAUUACCUAGUACCACCAGAGUCCCUGACCCCCCGCGCCGAAGUACAUCAUCUUCUCUACUGGAUUCACACGCGCAUCCUUCCGCCAUACUCGACUUUUUGCUGGCCUAACUUUCGAGCGGCGCGGUCUUACCUUACAGAAUGUCACAUAAAUUCCUUGCCGCGGUCCACUGUCUAUAUCUCUUCCUCUGACGUGUUGCAUUGUCCCGGAGAUACUACACUCUUGCUCCUGUAUUGAUAGCUCGGGGUCGUCACAAAUGCAGUGGAUGUGACCACU